Molecule: messenger RNA, 6620 nt
Organism: Pararge aegeria (speckled wood butterfly)
Lineage: Eukaryota; Metazoa; Arthropoda; Insecta; Lepidoptera; Nymphalidae
Gene: l(3)72Ab
Product: putative U5 small nuclear ribonucleoprotein 200 kDa helicase
Exons: 42
Coding region: 131-6568 (2145 amino acids)
Cellular component (GO): nucleus
Molecular function (GO): nucleic acid binding; ATP binding
Source: RefSeq, a predicted model, not a curated record
UGUCAAUUGCAAAGAUGGCGGUAGCGGCUUAACCUCGUUGUAUUGUUUUUACGCAUUUUUAAUAAAUCUUAAAGCGAAUAUAAUAUUACUCACAUUAUUUAGUGAUUGUGAAUAUAAAUAAAGCAUCAGCAUGGCAGACGCGGCUGCCAGACAGCUGCAAUACGAGUACAAAGCUAACUCAAAUUUAGUUCUUCAAGCGGAUGUGCGGCUCAUAGAGCGGCGCGGUCGCGAUGAGGCGACUGGGGAGGUACUGUCACUGUCUGGCAAACUGAUUGGCACACGUAUGGGUGACCGCGCUCAACGGACUAAGCCUGACAAAGCCGAGGAGAGGAAGGCCAAACGCCAAAAGCGCGAUGAGGCCUCCUAUGAGCUGUCGAAGUCCAAGUCCAGAGUAGCGUGGGCUGACGACACACCAGCCGGUGUGCUGUACCGACCGAGAGCCCAGCACACAAGACAUGCUUACGAGUUGCUGCUGGCAUUCAUGCAGAGCGCACUCGGUGAUCAGCCAAGGGACAUCCUGUGUGGAGCUUGCGAUGAGGUCCUGGUGGUCCUUAAAAAUGACAAACUAAAGGACCCAGAGAGGAAGAAAGAAAUAGAAAUGCUCCUGGGACCCAUCCCCGAUGAGAGAUUUGCACUGUUAGUCAAUUUGGGUAAAAAGAUAACAGACUUCACGAUAAGCACCUCCACUGAAGGCAACGCUGAGAUCGAUGAGACAUACGGCAUUAACGUGCAGUUUGAAGAGUCGUCCGAGGAAGAUGACGAGGAUGCAUAUGGAGAGGUUCGCGAGGAGGAGAAAGAGGAAGGCGACGCAUCAGACAAUGAGGGUGGAAAAGAGAGUUCCGCAGAGGACAGCGACGGAGAGGGAAAGAAAAACGCCAUACACGCCAAUCUGUCCGAAGAACAGUCUCAAAAGCGUAGAGACACUAUCCUACAUCCGAUGGACAUAGAUGCAUACUGGCUUCAGCGGAGACUCUCAAGGCAUUUCCCGGAUGCUAUGGUUUCACAGGCGAAAUCUUCGGAAGUUCUGCGCGCACUGUCCGACGCUGCGGACGACCGGGACCUGGAGAACAGACUAGUCUUGCUGCUGGGAUACGACUGCUUCGAGCUAGUCAAAGUGCUCAACAAAUAUAGAUAUACCAUAUUAUACUGCACGAAGCUGGCCUCGUCCCAGUCGGAGAGUGAGCGGGCCUCCAUACGCGAGGAGAUGGCUAAACAGCCGCACCUGCAGAAGAUUCUGGCUCAACUGGACACUGGAAAAGGAGAGGACGAGACAAUGGAGCAGUCGGAGCAGCCGCGCAAACGUCACAAGGCGGGCCAGGAGCCCACUACCUGGGGUGGAACUGUGGGCGGAGCGCGGAAGGUUCUCCAGCUGGAAGAGUUGGUGUUCGCAGCUGGCGCGCACUUCAUGGCCAACAAGCGAUGCCAGCUGCCACCUGGAAGCUUCCGAAAACAGCGGAAAGGUUACGAAGAAGUCCACGUGCCAGCAUUGAAACCCAAACCGUUUGAAGAUGACGAAACCUUGGUGGCGAUAGAGAAGCUACCCAAAUACGUACAGCCAGCCUUUGACGGGUUCAAAACUCUGAAUAGGAUACAGAGUCGCAUAUCUAAAGCCGCAUUAGAAACGGACGAGAACCUGUUAGUGUGCGCGCCCACCGGCGCUGGUAAGACGAACGUGGCGUUGCUUUGCGUGCUCCGCGAGGUCGGCAAGCACGUGAACGACGACGGCACUGUCAACGUGAACGACUUCAAGAUGAUCUAUGUGGCGCCCAUGAGAUCGCUGGUGCAGGAGAUGGUAGGCAACUUCAGCAAGCGGCUGUCGGCGUACAACAUGAAGGUGUCGGAAUUGACAGGUGACCACCAGCUGACAAGAGAACAGAUCGACGCGACGCAACUUAUCGUCUGCACUCCAGAGAAAUGGGACAUCAUCACAAGGAAAGGUGGCGAGAGGUCGUUCACGAAUCUGGUGCGCCUGAUCAUCAUCGACGAGAUACAUCUACUCCACGACGAGAGGGGACCAGUUCUCGAAGCCCUGGUGGCCAGGACCUUGCGCACUGUUGAACACACGCAAGAACAGGUGCGUUUGGUGGGACUCUCCGCCACGUUGCCGAACUAUACAGACGUUGCGGCCUUCCUGAGGGUGAAGCCUGAAAAGGGACUUUUCUACUUUGACAACUCGUUCAGGCCGGUCGCCUUAGAGCAGCAGUACAUCGGUGUAACGGAGAAGAAAGCGCUCAAGAGAUUCCAGGUUAUGAACGAUAUAGUCUACGAAAAGGCGAUGGAACAUGCUGGAAGGAAUCAGAUUCUGGUCUUCGUGCAUUCGCGUAAAGAAACGGGGAAAACUGCGCGCGCCAUUCGAGAUAUGUGUCUUGAAAAGGAUACGCUUGGACAGUUUCUCAGGGAAGGUUCAGCGAGCGUUGAAGUACUCCGAACAGAAGCUGAUCAAGUAAAGAAUCCGGAGUUGCGUGAACUGCUGCCGUACGGUUUCGCCAUACAUCACGCGGGGAUGAGUCGGGUGGACAGGACUCUAGUCGAAGAUUUGUUCGCUGAUAGGCAUAUACAGGUGCUGGUAUCGACGGCAACUUUAGCAUGGGGUGUGAACCUGCCCGCUCACACAGUCAUCGUGAAGGGUACGCAGGUUUACAGCCCCGAAAAGGGAAGGUGGAGCGAAUUGGGCGCGUUGGACGUGCUACAGAUGCUGGGUAGAGCUGGUCGACCGCAGUACGACACUAAGGGAGAAGGUAUCCUCAUCACCAACCACUCCGAGCUGCAGUACUACCUGUCGCUGCUGAACCAACAGCUGCCCAUCGAGUCCCAACUGGUGAGCAAGUUGCCCGACAUGCUCAACGCGGAGAUAGUGUUGGGCUCCGUGCAGAGCAUUCGUGACGCGGUCACUUGGCUUGGUUACACCUACUUGUACAUAAGAAUGCUUCGCCAACCUGCGUUGUACGGCGUGUCUCCGGAGAAACUGAAAGACGAUAAUUUACUGGAGCUACAUCGAGCCGAUCUGAUCCACACAGCCGCGAGCUUGUUGGACAAGGCUGGACUGAUAAAAUACGAACGCAAAUCCGGCCACUUCCAAGCGACCGAGCUGGGUCGUAUCGCCUCGCACUUCUACUGCACCUACGAAACUAUGCAGAGCUACAACCAACUGUUGAAGCCGACUCUGGCGGAAAUAGAGCUGUUCAGAGUUUUCUCCCUCUCGUCGGAGUUCAAACACAUCGCUGUGAGGGACGAGGAGAAAUUGGAAUUGCACAAAUUGAUGGAGAGGGUACCCAUACCAAUAAAGGAGAGCAUAGAAGAACCAUCGGCGAAAAUCAAUGUCCUACUUCAAGCUUACAUAUCUCAAUUGAAACUGGAAGGGUUCGCCCUUAUGGCUGACAUGGUUUAUGUGACCCAGUCAGCUUGUAGGCUGUUGAGGGCUAUCUUCGAGAUCGUUCUACAUAGAGGUUGGGCGCAACUAGUUGACAAAACUUUGGCGCUCUGCAAGAUGGUAGAUCGCCGCAUGUGGCAGUCGAUGUCGCCCCUCAGACAGUUCAAGAAGAUGCCGGAAGAGGUGGUAAAAAAGUUAGAGAAGAAGAACUUCCCGUGGGAGAAACUGUACGAACUGGGGCCGAACGAGAUCGGCGAGCUGGUCCGAGCACCGAAAUUGGGCAAAAUGAUCCACAAAUACGUCCACCAGUUCCCCAAGUUGGAGUUGAGCACGCACAUACAACCUGUCACCCGAUCCACGCUACGCGUUGAGCUGACUAUCACGCCGGACUUCCAAUGGGAUGAUAAGAUCCACGGCCAGUCGGAAGCGUUCUGGAUCCUGGUGGAAGACGUGGACUCCGAAGUCAUCCUUCAUCACGAGUACUUCCUGCUCAAACAGAAGUACUGCCGCGACGAGCAUCACGUGAAGCUGUUCGUGCCUGUUUUCGAGCCUCUACCCCCACAGUACUUCUUGAGGGUAGUCUCAGACAGGUGGAUAGCUGCUGAGACACAGCUGCCGGUCUCGUUCCGUCACCUCAUCUUGCCGGAGAAGAACCUUCCGCCGACGGAACUGCUAGAUCUUCAGCCCCUGCCGAUAUCAGCGCUGCGGAACUCCAAAUUCGAGGAGUUGUACGCGGACACCUUCCCCCAGUUCAACCCGGUGCAGACCCAGGUGUUCAACGCGGUGUACAACUCGGACGACAACGUGUUCGUGGGCGCGCCGUCGGGCUCCGGCAAGUCGGUGGUGGCGGAGCUUGCGCUACUACGGCUGCUGGCGAGCAACGCGGCCGGCCGCGCCGUCUACCUGUUGCCCAAGGACGCGCUCGCGGACAUCGUGUUCGCGGACUGGUACCACAAGUUCGGCACCAAGUUCAACCUGAAGGUGGUUCAGUUAACAGGCGAGACUGCGACAGAUCACAAACUGCUCAACAAAGGACAGAUUAUCAUCACUACAGCUGAGAAGUGGGAUGUGCUUUCCAGAAGGUGGAAAGUCCGCAAGAGCGUGCAGAGUGUAUCGCUUUUCAUAGUGGACGCGCUACAACUGCUGGGUGGGGAAGAAGGUCCCGUCUUGGAGGUUGUUUGUUCGAGGAUGCGGUACAUUGCUUCUCAGAUUGGUCGACCGAUCCGUAUAGUGGCGCUGUCGCUACCGCUGGCGGACGCUCGCGACGUGUGGCAGUGGCUCGGCUGCAAUGCGAACUGCGCGUUCAAUUUCCACCCGAGCGUGCGGCCGCUACCACUCGAACUGCACGUGCAGGGUUUCAACAUCUCACACGCAGCGUCGCGUUUAGCAGCAAUGACCAAGCCGAUCUACAACAGCGUCAUUCGCCACGCGGGCUCAAAACCUGCAGUGGUCUUCGUACCUUCCAGGAGACAUGCUAGGCUUCUAGCGGCGGACUUGCUUGCCUUAGCCGCCGCUCACGGGAACCCCACGAAGUUCCUGCACGCCAGACCCGACCUGGUGCAGCCGUUCCUGAAGAAGAUUCAGGACAAGAUGUUACGUGAGACGCUCGCGGCAGGCGUGGCUUAUCUCCACGAGGGGGUCUCCUCGGGAGACCGGCGUGCGGCGCAACAGUUGCUAGAGUCGGGUGCGGCGCAGUUGUGCGUCGUGGCAGCGGAGCUUGCGUUUGCGUUCGCGGCGCACGUCCACACCGUCAUCAUCGCGGACACGCACGUCUACAACGGCAAACUCCAUUGCUACGAGCAGUAUCCGAUCACAACAGUACUGCAGAUGCUGGGGCGAGCGUGCCGACCGCUGGAGGACGAACACGCGGUCGGUGUGCUCAUGUGCGCCGCGCAUCACAAGACCUUCUUCACCAAGCUCCUCAACGACUGCCUUCCGCUAGAGAGUCACUUGGACCACCGCCUGCACGACCACAUAAACGCGGAGAUAGUGACGAAGACCAUAGAGAACAAACAGGACGCCGUCGACUACCUGACCUGGACGUUCCUGUACCGGCGGCUCACGCAAAAUCCCAACUACUACAAUCUACAGGGUGUUACGCAUAGACACCUGUCAGAUCAUCUGUCAGAGCUGGUGGAGACGACGCUAUCAGACCUGGAGCAGUCCAAGUGCAUGGCCAUCGAGGAUGAGAUGGACGUGCAACCGCUCAACCUUGGAAUGAUCGCCUCCUACUACUACAUCAACUAUACUACUAUAGAACUGUUCAGUCUUUCGCUGACGUCGAAGACCAAGAUCCGCGGUCUGCUGGAGAUCAUAUCCUCGGCGGCGGAGUACACCGACCUAUGCAUCAGGCACCGCGAGGAAAACAUCAUCAAGGCACUUGCUACAAAAGUCCCCCACAAGCCGGCGACCCCCUCCGGCGGCACUGUGAAGUACAACGAGCCGCACGUCAAAGCGCACGUGCUGUUACAGGCGCACCUGUCGAGGAUGCAGUUACCGGCUGAGUUGCAGGCCGACACCGCUCUCGUACUAGUCAAGGCUAUUCGCCUCAUCCAAGCUUGCGUGGACGUGGUCUCCAGCAGUGGUUGGCUAUCCCCAGCUGUGGCUGCUAUGGAGCUGGCUCAGAUGGUCACACAGGCUAUGUGGGCCAAGGAUUCCUACUUGCGGCAACUGCCUCACUUCACACCGGACCUGGUGCAGCGGUGCUCCGAUAAGAAGGUGGAGACAGUCUUCGACGUUAUGGAACUCGAGGAUGGAGCGAGAGCCAAACUUCUGCAGCUGUCACCAACGGAGAUGGCCGAUGUGGCCAGAUUCUGCAACCGAUAUCCCAACGUUGAACUGACUUAUGAGGUAAAGAACGAGCGCCGACUCCGCGCUGGUAAACCGAUCGUCGUUGAAGUGUCGCUGGAAAGAGAAGACGAGAUCGUGGGGCCCGUCAUUGCGCCAUUCUUCCCGCAGAAACGCGAGGAGGGCUGGUGGGUGGUGAUCGGCGAUCCGAAGUCAAAUACGCUGCUGUCAAUCAAGCGCGUGUCCCUAGGCCGCUCGGCGAAGGUGCGAUUGGACUUCGUGUGCGGCGCGCCCGGCCGCCAUAACUACACCCUGUACUUCAUGUCGGACGCUUACCUCGGCGCCGACCAAGAGUACAAGUUCAACGUGGACGUGGAGGACGCCGCGUCCGAGUCUAGCGAUUCGGAAUAACUGUGUAUAUUAAUAAUUAAUAAAACAAAAUAAAAUAAAUGUUUUUCAGUUG